UGCAGCCGGGACCCGGCGGCGGCGGCCACGGCGCGGAGCGGGCGGCCGAGCCAUGGCGGGCUGCUGCGCCGUGCUCCGGGCCUUCCUGUUCGAGUACGACACGCCGCGCAUCGUGCUCAUCCGCAGCCGUAAAGUGGGGCUCAUGAACCGCGUGGUGCAGCUGCUCAUCCUGGCCUACGUCAUCGGGUGGGUGUUUGUGUGGGAAAGGGGCUACCAAGAAACAGAUUCAGUAGUCAGCUCGGUGACAACCAAAGCCAAAGGGGUGGCUGUGACCAACACUUCCGAGCUUGGAUUCCGGAUCUGGGAUGUGGCGGACUAUGUGAUCCCAGCUCAGGAGGAGAACUCCCUCUUCAUCAUGACCAACAUGAUCAUCACCGUGAACCAGACACAGAGCACCUGUCCAGAGAUUCCCGAUAAGACCACCAUUUGUAAUUCAGACUCCAACUGCACCAUUGGCUCCACAGGCACCCACAGCAAUGGAGUUGGGACUGGAAAGUGUGUUCCGUUCAAUGAGUCUGUGAAGACCUGUGAGGUGGCAGCAUGGUGCCCAGUGGAGGACGAUGCCGGUGUGCCAACGCCAGCUCUGUUAAAGGCUGCCGAAAACUUCACCCUGCUGGUAAAGAACAACAUCUGGUACCCCAAGUUUAAUUUCAGCAAGAGGAACAUCCUCCCCAACAUCACCACCUCCUACCUCAAAUCCUGCAUUUACGACGCUCACACGGAUCCCUUCUGCCCCAUAUUCCGCCUUGGCAAAAUCGUGGCGGAUGCGGGGCACAGCUUCCAGGAUAUGGCAGUUGAGGGAGGCAUCAUGGGCAUCCAGGUGAAAUGGGACUGCAACCUUGACAGAGCUGCCUCUCUCUGCCUGCCCAGAUAUUCCUUCCGGCGCCUCGACACCCGGGACCUGGAGCACAAUGUGUCUCCCGGCUACAAUUUCAGGUUUGCCAAGUACUUCAGAGACCUUGCUGGCAAAGAGCAGCGCACGCUCAUCAAGGCAUACGGCAUCCGCUUUGACAUCAUUGUGUUUGGAAAGGCUGGAAAGUUUGACAUCAUCCCUACCAUGAUCAACGUUGGCUCUGGCUUGGCGCUGCUGGGGGUGGCGACGGUGCUGUGUGAUGUCAUAGUCCUCUACUGCAUGAAGAAAAGAUAUUACUACCGGGACAAGAAAUACAAGUAUGUGGAAGACUACGAGCAGGGUCUCUCUGGUGAGAUGGACCAGUGAUGUCUAACCCUACACGUCAAGCCCACACAGCCCUCAGCGAAGCAGUGAGAUGGGAGAAAUGGCUGCUCCAUCCCUCUAGAGAAAGUUCCAGUUUCUGCUCCACAAAUACUCAGGGUUACCCAGCAGGUCUUGAUUGUUCUGUUGUUUUUGAGCCUGGGUCUUGCUCCGCAGCUCCGACAGGCUCCAGAUUCAAGAUCCUCCUGCUUCUGCCUCCAGGAGUGCUGGAAUUACAGAUGUCCAUCACUGCACUCAUCUCCCGUGGGGACUCUGGCAUUGUUACCUUGGGCGUUGUACAGCUCCACUGUGCACAGCUCAGGCUGGCCUCAGACUCCAGACAUUCUUCCAGCCUACACAGCCGUUAAAGCUCGCUUUAUGUGUGGUUCCUUUGCUCAGUACACACAGUGGAUCCCUGGCGUGCUGUUGGUUGGGGCACCUGUUGUUUGUACAGCGUGAGCACAUUGGGGCAGGAAGAUAGACAGUCGGAGAGCAGACACUGCUCUGGCUGAUGGGAUUGCCGUCUUCUCCAGGGCUGCCAGGGCUGGCUUCCCCAGGAAGUUCCAGUCUCUAGAGCCUCUGCGGCACAGCAGCUCUGUCCAAGCACUUUAUAAGGAAGGAGCUUCUCCCAGGUACCCUCAGCACCUGGGACACUGUCCCUCUUCCCUGUGACCAGGAACUUUGUCCUUGUAACAGAGGCAGGGUUAGCAUUUCCUUUCAGAAGGGCUAUAUUGAAAUGACCAAGGACCAAACAUUAAAAGAAAUGAUUUUUUUAA
Messenger RNA from Psammomys obesus (fat sand rat), 1989 nucleotides. RefSeq names its product purinergic receptor P2X 4 (gene P2rx4). Lineage: Eukaryota; Metazoa; Chordata; Mammalia; Rodentia; Muridae. Bases 53 to 1219 code for a protein of 388 amino acids. Gene Ontology annotation, cellular component: nuclear inner membrane; plasma membrane. Gene Ontology annotation, molecular function: purinergic nucleotide receptor activity; extracellularly ATP-gated monoatomic cation channel activity; ATP binding. Gene Ontology annotation, biological process: response to ATP; monoatomic cation transmembrane transport. The transcript is spliced from 12 exons. The record is from RefSeq and is a predicted model, not a curated record.